GACGUGCGCGGAAAGUGCGGUCCUUGGCGGACGAAGGCGCGGCCUUUUUUCCUGUUUGGCCGGCUGUCGAGGCCUCCUCGUGCCGGGGAACCCCGGCCACGGCGGCCCAGAUUGCGAUAAGGCAAAAGACAACAAGCGAGAGAACCUGUCCCGGUAUGUUUACACCAAGCGGCGCUGUCGCAACUCCGCCACUGCGCGCACUGACGUGUGGUGGCCUGCUUCGAUUGCUGCUCCUCGGAGGCCAGACCGCCAGUCGCAGCUGGGCGAACCAUCGGGCGCGCUGCACGUCUCGCGACCAGGCACACUGCGCGGCGGCGAACAUGUCGACCGGACGGGCAUCCGACUACAGCGUCCACUCGGCCCACAUCGCCGAGGUGCACGACAUUCCCAUGGACGUCCUCAUCAGGCCGCUCACCCCUGUGCUGGACGAGGCCAAGGUGUCCAGCCUGAUGGAAACGCUCAAGGACCCGGCCCAGCGGGACUCGGUGCCGCCCAUCGACGUGCUCUGGGUCACGGGCAGCCAGGGCGGUAACUACUACUACUCGUUCGGCGGCUGUCACCGCUACGAGGCCCACCGGCGGCUCGGCCUGCCUACGGCCAAGGCCAAACUGUUCCGCUCCACCGUCAGGGACCUGCAGUCCUACCUAGGCGCCUCCACGCCCGACCUCAAGUGAUGGACCCGUGUACCUUGGCCUCCGACGAAAUCAGAAAGGCUUUUGCCCUUUUUCUCCAACAUCAAUGCGGCCGGACACGAACGUGCAAAACCGUCCAAAAGCGCGUGUUGGCAUCCCGCGUCGCGGGUUUUCUCUUGUAUAUCCUGCGAUGAGACAGGUUUGCCGUGGCACAUUUCGCACGCUAGCAACGUUGCCUGAAUGUUUUUUUUUUAUUAUUUUUUAUAAUGAAAAGAGCUUAAUGCUUGGUUGUUGAUAUUUUUAUGUUCGUUCUUAUGCACGUGGAGCUUACAUUAUAUAGAGUGUUUCUUGUUUUUCAUGUGAACCCCUUCUCCUUUCGUGUUCAUAUCAUAUACCGCUUGUGCACGGUAUGGGGCUUUGUGUUUGACGAAACUUACGACAUUGUGUUUCAUCGAAAUUUUUUAUCCUUGUUAUUGACGUGCAAAUUUUAUUGCGCGUGCCAACCCUGCCGCACAUGUCGCGAUCUUUUAUAUUACUGUAUUCGUAUGACACUAAUAAAUUUUAUCAAACUUUU
Messenger RNA from Dermacentor silvarum, 1206 nucleotides. RefSeq names its product sulfiredoxin-1. Gene Ontology annotation, cellular component: cytoplasm. The coding region runs from base 156 to 674 and encodes 172 amino acids. Gene Ontology annotation, biological process: cellular response to oxidative stress. The record is from RefSeq and is a predicted model, not a curated record. Lineage: Eukaryota; Metazoa; Arthropoda; Arachnida; Ixodida; Ixodidae. The transcript is spliced from 2 exons. Gene Ontology annotation, molecular function: sulfiredoxin activity.